This is a messenger RNA of Pseudovirgaria hyperparasitica, 714 nucleotides long. RefSeq names its product ubiquitin carboxyl-terminal hydrolase, family 1. NCBI's taxonomy places the organism in Eukaryota, Fungi, Ascomycota, Dothideomycetes, Acrospermales, Acrospermaceae. The record is from RefSeq and is a predicted model, not a curated record. Gene Ontology annotation, biological process: protein deubiquitination; ubiquitin-dependent protein catabolic process. Gene Ontology annotation, molecular function: cysteine-type deubiquitinase activity. Bases 1 to 714 code for a protein of 237 amino acids. The transcript is spliced from 2 exons. Gene Ontology annotation, cellular component: cytoplasm.
AUGUAUGAAAAGCACUUCAUUCCUCUAGAGUCUGACCUGCAGGUUUCCAACGAGCUCCUACGGGAUUUAGGGGUGCGGACGAGUCUACGGUUUGAAGAUGUUAUGACUCUAGAUAAUCCGCUACUACUACCAACCUCAGCCUUGGCGCUAAUUUUAAUCUUUCCUACAUCAGAAACAUACGAAUGUCGAAAAUCCAGGGAGGAAGCAUCCUCCAAAGAGGACGAUAUCUCGGACACUGGCUUGAUAUGGUUUCGACAAAGCAUCAAUAACGCUUGUGGUCUCUACGCCAUUCUUCACGCAAUGUAUAAUAGCGGAGCGAAGCAUCUAAUGUUACCUGAAUCAUUGUUGGCCAAUCUACUAGGUAACCCCUUACAGCUGACCCAACAACAGCGCUGCAAGGCCCUAGAACAGUCUAAGGAGCUUGAAGAUGUCUACACUAAGGCAGCUUUACAAGGUUCAUCGACACCCCCAAUCAAUCCUCAAGAAGAGGUCGACUAUCACUUCAUAACAUUCGUCAAGGACUCAGACGGCCAUGUAUUUGAGCUGGACGGAGAUAGGAAAUGCCCGUUGAACAAGAAUAUUGUGACAAGUCCUAACGAGGACAUGCUUUCUGAACAAGUCCGUACGAUGAUUCGAAACUUCAUUGAUCAAGAAGAGGGCAGGAGUGAUGGAUUUUCACUCAUGGCCCUUGUAGAACAACCUGAAGGAGGUUAG